AUGUACAAUAAUAUUUUUCGGUUAGCACCAGUUGUGAUUGUUGAUGUAGACAGUGUGGUGGUUGGUUUUUUUUUUUAUGUUUACAACCAAAAUAUCUCUAUUUCACCUCUGAAUUCUUUGGUUAAUGAGUAGUACGCUUGUUGACGGAAAGCCCAAAUAAUGACGUCGCUCGUGUCAAACUUUCAAGCGGUGACAACGAACUUGAUAUGCAUGUUACUGUUGAUCAUACCCAUGAGUUCGGCCACGGGAGGUAGUACUAACUUACAGCAGAAACGUCUAAAGAGGUGACGGAAUUUUUAGCUUCCAAGGGCUAAUUUAGAGACAGCACCGACAUAAUCAUACAAAAGAAGCGUGAUGUGACUCUACCAGUGGCAGUAAACAUGUAUUGAACUAUUGAGCAAGAUCCUCUACUAAUUCUGUUGCCGUCGCACUUGAAAGAGCUGCUGGAAUCCAGUGCGACUGAAUUGUGGAACCACAGUGGCUCCAUGCAUGUAACAAGCAAAGCGGUUCAUGGGGUCAAACUUUUCGCAAUGAUGAUGCUCAUGAUGCAUGAGAUGUUGGAACCAAGUGUGGACCGUUUGAUUUCAAUCACCGGGUGUUUAAUCCAAUUCUUCACGUCGGUCUUGACCUGGAAUGUUCAAGAAGUUGAAAAAAAGCGCCACAAGUAUGUAGAGAAGUUGCUCACAAAGCUCUUGGUGAUGAAGAAAUGAAUCCAAUUUGGAAACAGAAGAGAUUGAAACAAUCGAGCAACAAAAUGCAAAAGUCACGCUAUUGAGCUACUGCUAUUUUGCACAGCUACAACAGCAACAACAACAACAACCGGAGGAAGAAGAAGAAGAAGAAAGAUUUGAUCUCGCAAAGAUAUACGAUGCAAAUUUUGCAAACAUGCAAAGCGCAUUCUCGCUGGAUUUUGUUUUGGAGACGAGCCGCAUUCUUCACAAUUGUGGAUUACUACAGUACGAAAAGCGCAAAUUUGAAAAUUCUCGACUUUUGGCAUCGAGCGUGGUCCAAAUACUAGAGCCCCAGGCCGAAAAAGAGACGUCUCCUAUUUUCAAAGAGAGAUAUUUGCAUGGCCACAUUCUACUCAUCAAGUCCUUGAAGCUGAUUGAUACAGCCGAGGCCCAGGAUAAAGCAGCAGCAGCAUUGGAGCUUUUGAGGGAGCAGUUUCCCUCUAGACUCGAAACUUAUAUCCUCCACUUGGAAGUCAACAAGUACAGCAAUGAAACACAGAUUGUUGAUGCAGAUGGUACUAUCAGUUGA
This is a messenger RNA of Lodderomyces beijingensis, 1260 nucleotides long. NCBI's taxonomy places the organism in Eukaryota, Fungi, Ascomycota, Pichiomycetes, Serinales, Debaryomycetaceae. The record is from the annotation of a GenBank genome assembly.